GUACCUACCAGCCUGUAGUCCGAUGGCUUAACCACUGCGCCACCGAGGCCGGUGGUCGACAUCAUCCUAACAAUGGCCGAAAGCUUAGGAUAUAUAGUCCCUUUAAUGUUAGUUAUAUAACAUACAUAACAUUUUAUUCAGAUUCCGAUGAACCAGGCUACGUCUACAGUUAGUUUUGCAUAAUAUGAACAUUGUUUGUCCGAUGUAGUGUUAACCGUUUCAUGGCAUGUCGCUUAGGCUGGUAGCAUUAGGCUGGUAGCAUUAGCCAGGCAAUAAUUUUCUUUUGUUCUGCCUUUGGGUGCGGAUCGAUAUUUUUUCUUUGAGAGAAGAGAAAAUAAAAUCCAGGUGUGCUACUUAGCUUACCUGAAAGAUUCCAUAAAUAAUACAAGGCCAGCCACGCUGGAGUACUUGUCAAGAGUGUUUGUACGCGGGAAAAGGCCAGCAAUUGUCGCGUUGGCACAAGAAACUGGGUAGCCUACAGUUUGCUAGUUAAAGCACAAAGGGUAUCCAUUACGCUUGGCUACACUAGUACUACUGUGGUACUUUUUACCUGCGGUUUCGGAGACAAUACAUUAUGACGUCCAGGCAGUAACUACAAAGCUUUCGCUGUUACGUAAUCCCGAGGGUGUUCUAGAAAGGAUUGUGUGCGUUAAUAUCGCUUGCAGGUACAUGUGCUGGACAAGUCGCACAAAGGACAAGUCUGGAGCAAGCCUGAGCUGUGGGAAAGGUCGCACUAAGCUUGGUCUUUUUGAAGCACUGUACCAGUAUGGCAUAUUGGACUUGAGAGUGGCACAGAAGUUAAAUCGGUCUAAAUUCAAAAACGUGUAGCAAACAAUCAUGUUUACUUGUACGAGGCGUGAAGCUUUCUUGUCCGUCUUUUUUCUUCUGUUGACGUUUUUCGUGUUCAUGGCAACGUACCACCGUGAUACAAUCCAGGACAACAUCACGCCGCUGAAAUACCUAAUUCCCGCGCAAUCCUCCUCCUUCAGCAACACGAGGGAGUCGUGUGUAGGAGAACAGAAACUGCACCAGGAUCGAAUCCGACUCUCAAGGAUGCUCAAUUCGAUGAAACACAAUUUCUCCAGACAGAGCUGUGAAAUGCUGGAAGUGCGCAAGAAAUCGGGAGAAAAAGUAAACGUUGGAGUUUCAGCAUCUGGAGGGUGGUGCAGAACGGCCAGCAGCUCGACAGGAGGGAAUCACAUACACGACAGACCUCUUGCUGAAGACCUGUCAAAAUUCUUUGAAGGAAAAGCAGUAGCAAGCUUCGGCGACGGGCCAGGCGACUACAAAAAAUACAUCGAUUCCACAAAGCGCCUACGACUCUACGACGCUUACGACGGCGCCCCCUAUUGUAAGGAGACCAGUGGAGGUGUGGUAGAGUUCCUUGACCUCACGGCGCCGCAGUACGGACUUCCGCUCUAUGACUGGAUUAUGAGUUUAGAAGUUGCCGAACACAUCCCGAGUAUGUACGAGGGUAUCUACAUUGACAACAUAGCUCGCCAUGCUAAAGAAGGCAUUGUUUUGAGCUGGGCCGUGCCCGGGCAGGGAGGACUGUCCCAUGUUAAUAACCGUCCUCUUGAUUACGUUAAGAAGGUUCUGUAUGAGAAAGGUUUUGCUCAUGAUCCAGAGAGUAGUAAACGACUGCAAACAGUGGCCACACUAGGCUGGUUGAGAGCUAACACCAAUGUGUACAGGAGGUUACCGUCGAGUCCAGCGAAUCCCAGGGAUGCAUAGACGAGUUCGCAUGCUUCACAAUCACUCACCAACAUCGCCAUUACGAUCACUGUGUAUACAUGAAUACUGUUAUUCUGGAUGUCCUUCGCCGGGAAACUGCAUUGCGUUCUAGCAUUGCUGGACCGUAUUUAGUUAAUGGGGGGAGGGAUGAAUUUAGAAAUUUUUGUUUAAAUAGCGGUACAUUAAUGAAGGCAAAAUUAUUACAUGGCAAUGAUAGACACCGUUAGUACUUGUAAAUUUAGAAGAUUACUUUUUCGUUUUCGCAACUGCAUUCCCACUAUCACUCGCCAGCGAAGGACCAGAAGUUGGUGCAACAAUUAGUUGAGUGUUUUUAAAAUGAAUUUCAUACAUGUAUGCUUAUUUCUUAAAUUGAAUGGAUCAUAAUACUGCAGGGCUCGAAAUAGGAAGCAAAAUACGGUUGGCUGUAAUUCUUUUAAAAUAGUUAGAAGAUCAAAUGAAAUAUGGCCUGCUAAGACAAAAAUAUGGUCUGCUGGAAAUUAGAGGGCAUUGAGCGAGUGGAGGCUUUGGGACAGUGUGUGACAAAACAAGGCAAUCCAGAUGUAAUUUAGAGCAUUAUACAAUUAAAAUAGAACAGAAUCACGAGCUCAGUCUCAGUUUAAUAGAAGAUGAGAUGAUAUGUCUCUUGAAAAAUGACAUUUUGUUAGUAAUUUUAACAGGUGAAAUUUUAUUUCACCAGCCGCGCCUAAAGAAUGGACCACGUUUUGCUUUUCGCAGUCCGCUAUUUUGAGCCUUGUAUUGUCUUUACUAAAAGUUAAACGAUUUUAUGAUAUCAUGGCCCUAAUUCACAAAGCAUCCUCUUUGCAAGUCUUUUAGCAUUACACUGCGAGAUCGCAAAGUUACGAGAGUAUAGUGAAUUAGGCCCCAUAUAUUUAUUAUGUUGAUUGCCAGCGUAGAUGAAACCUGACAUUCUGUUGGGUCAAACAGGUUAGUAGCAAGGACAUUUCACGUGGAGGGGUGGAUUGUUUGAAUGUGAGUGGCGAAGGAUUUUUUUUAUUUUUGAGUGGAUGUUAAUGUAUUGGUAUCAACUAACAUGUUGUACAUCUCUGUUUUUUUUACAACAAACACGUCAUUGUCUCCCAAGUGCGCCCGGUUCUUGCGGGCCUGUUUUUGCAGUGUCGUGGAUAACUCUUUAAGUUUUCUUUUCUAUGCGUGUACGUUUGAGUGUGUGACUGCGUGCAUGCAUGUGUGUGACAGUGUUAGGUGGCAGUAUGUCGGUUUGUGCGUGCUGGGGAUGUACGUAUACGCGUGUGUUGACACGUAAAUAAAAAUGCCCCCCCCCCCCCCCCCCCCCCCCCGAUCCCCGACUGAGCAUCUUAGAACUGGGACUCCCUCAUACACAAGCUCACACACACACACACACACACUAUCUGUAAUCGUGUUUAGAACCAUGUAUUUUUUUUUUUACCCCCAACUCCCCGUUCCAACCAAUUCUCCACGACUGAUACAUAAAAAAACACACCUUAAUACGAGCUACCAUGCCUAUGCAAAAUUAUAUAUAUAUAUAGUUAUACCUCUUGUAUGGGUGGCGGCGGCAAUUUACCUCUCGGUUUAAACAAAGUGUCAGUAUAACUGUAUGUUGGACGCUAACACAAAUAUCGCUUUUAAUGUGCAGAAAAUCUUGUGAAAUGUUCCUUUAAGAGACAAGAAAAUAUGUUAUGUUCGUAUAGUUAUAAGCAUAAUACACCAAUGAAAAGAAAUGAGGGCGCACUCCAACGGUAACACGUGUUAAAGAGUGACUGCAAAAAACCCUCCAUCCAUGUAAUAAUGUCACAUUACUGACAUUCAAACCCACAUUACUGACAUUCAACACACUUUGCUGACAUUCAGUCCAGGGCUUCUAGAAUUUUUAUAAAAUCCACUAGCCAUGGGAUCAGGGAUUUAAAAAAUGUACUA
Molecule: messenger RNA, 3648 nt
Organism: Gigantopelta aegis
Lineage: Eukaryota; Metazoa; Mollusca; Gastropoda; Neomphalida; Peltospiridae
Exons: 4
Coding region: 838-1734 (298 amino acids)
Source: RefSeq, a predicted model, not a curated record